Didymosphaeria variabile is the source of this 4209-nucleotide messenger RNA. RefSeq names its product transcriptional regulator (gene SNF2). Lineage: Eukaryota; Fungi; Ascomycota; Dothideomycetes; Pleosporales; Didymosphaeriaceae. Gene Ontology annotation, biological process: positive regulation of transcription by RNA polymerase II. Gene Ontology annotation, molecular function: ATP-dependent chromatin remodeler activity; ATP binding; DNA binding. The record is from RefSeq and is a predicted model, not a curated record. The transcript is spliced from 2 exons. Gene Ontology annotation, cellular component: nucleus. Bases 1 to 4209 code for a protein of 1402 amino acids.
AUGGCUAGUGUUCAGGCAGCCCCGGGCUUCCAGGGCCCUGGGCAGCUUCCCGCCGGCCUGACAAAAGAGAUGAUCGGCCAGAUCUACCAGAAAUACCAGCAAAUGAAGCAACAAGGCGUUUCCGAGACCGAUCCCGAAUUCCUCAAAGCCAAGAAUCUCCUCACCCUCGUUCAGAGGCAGAACAGUGCGCGUCAACAACAACAGCGAUUGAUGCAGCAACAGAUGCAGCAGCGCCAAGCUGGUCAAGGCGACCAACAGCCCCAACAGAACGGCGCUGCGGCAGGCAUGACCAAUGGCUCAAAACCCACCGCAUCCGCCGACGGGAAGUCUGUGGCCCCAUUGCAAAUAUCAGGCGCCGCUUCGGCCGGCCAGCCAGUCUCCGCUGAUGGCCAGACGCCGACAUCAGCUUCCGCAGCCGCCCCGGCCUUUACACAGGAACAACUCGUCCUCUUGCGCAAGCAGAUCGCAGCCUUCAAGCAUUUGUCAAAAGGCAUGGCUUUGCCCUCUCACAUGCAGCAGCAGCUCUUCGCUACCCAACAGGCAAAGAAGCAGAGCACUUCUGAGGCUGUUGCUGCCGCUAGCCAGGUUCUUGAUAAUGCGUCCCGCGCCGGUAGCGCUGCGGCUGCCGGCGCAAACAGCCUUGGUUCCGGUGCGAGCGCUCCUGCCAAACACAAGCACCCGGAUAAGUUUGAGAACCCUUGGGGUACCGAUACCGUGAAGAAGGACAUCCAUUACCUGGCGCACAUGUAUCGUGCGAACCGACCGUACAUAUCGUCCAUCAUGCCGCUUGGCGUGAGUGUGGAGGAGGUCCGAAGGGAGAUGAAUCUGAUCGAUCAGCGAGAAAGAGAAGCACGUGAGGUCAUUCUGUAUAACCGCUUAUCCGCCCGCAAAGCAGAGUUGGAGAAGAUCAGCGCCAACAUCGGAUCAUGGGACACUGGCAAGACCGAUACUCCGGAGGACGACGGCAAGGUGAAGCUUGCAUUGGUCAUCGAGCAGAAGAUGCUCAAUCUGCUUCCCAAGCAACGCCUGUUGCGAAAGCAGAUCAGCCGCGAAAUGGUUCAUGCCGAUAAUCUCGCCAUGACGGCCAACCGAACGCUGUACCGCCGACUCAAGAAGCAAUCUCUGCGCGAGGCGCGUCUGACGGAGAAGCUCGAGAAGCAACAGCGUGAUGCUCGCGAAACAAAGGAGAAGAAGAAGCACCACGACUUCAUCGAAGCCAUCCGCAAGCACCGCCACGAGCUUACCGAAGCCAGCAUGGCUCAGCGACAGCGGCUACAGAAGUUAGGUCGUACCAUGAUCACGACACAUCAAAACAUCGAGAAGGAAGAACAGAAGCGGGUCGAGCGUACUGCCAAGCAGCGUCUCCAGGCCUUGAAGUCGAACGACGAAGAGACAUAUCUCAAACUGCUUGGUCAAGCCAAGGACACCCGUAUCUCUCACCUGCUCAAGCAGACCGAUGGUUUCCUCAAGCAGCUGUCCGACUCUGUCAAAGCGCAACAACGGAGCCAGAACAACAGAUUGGGCAUUCAGCAAGAGGAGUCCUCAGCCGAAGAAUCGAGCGAAGACGAGUCUGGCGACGAAGUCGCACCCCGGCCUGGCAAGAAGCGGACAGACUACUACGAGAUUGCUCAUCGUGUAAAGGAGGAGGUCACAGGCCAAGCCAACUGUCUAGUUGGUGGCACCCUUAAAGAGUACCAGGUUAAGGGUUUGCAGUGGAUGAUAUCACUAUACAACAACAACUUGAACGGUAUCUUAGCUGAUGAGAUGGGUCUGGGCAAGACCAUUCAGACAAUCAGUUUGAUUACGUAUCUCAUCGAGAAGAAGCAGCAGCCCGGACCUUACCUGGUCAUCGUACCCUUGAGUACUCUUACCAAUUGGAACAAUGAAUUCGACAAGUGGGCACCCAGCAUUUCGAAGAUCGUCUACAAAGGACCUCCUAAUCAAAGAAAGCAGCACCAACAGCAGAUUCGUUGGGGACAGUUUCAAGUUCUUUUGACAACCUACGAAUUCAUCAUCAAGGACCGGCCGAUCUUGAGCAAGAUCAAGUGGCUUCACAUGAUUGUAGAUGAGGGUCACCGAAUGAAGAACCAGAACUCCAAGCUCAGCAGCACGAUCACCCAAUAUUACACAACGCGCUUCCGCUUGAUUCUGACAGGAACGCCUCUGCAGAACAACCUUGUUGAGCUUUGGGCGAUGCUCAACUUCGUUCUACCCACCAUUUUCAAGUCAUCAAAAUCAUUUGAUGAAUGGUUCAAUACGCCUUUUGCCAACACGGGUGGCCAGGACAAGAUGGAGAUGACCGAAGAGGAACAGCUGCUUGUCAUUCGUCGUCUGCAUAAAGUUCUCCGCCCAUUCUUGCUUCGCCGGUUGAAGAAGGACGUCGAGAAAGACUUGCCGGACAAAACGGAGCGCGUCAUCAAGUGCAAUUUCUCCGCACUGCAAGCGAAGCUUUACAAACAGCUUGUCACAAACUCGAGCAUCUCAGUCAGCGAUGGAAAAGGUGGUAAGACUGGUAUGCGGGGUUUGAGCAACAUGCUUAUGCAGCUGCGAAAAGUAUGCAACCAUCCUUUCGUGUUCGAGGCAGUUGAAGAUCAGAUGAACCCUUCCAAGAUGUCAAAUGACUUGCUUUGGCGAACGGCCGGAAAGUUCGAGCUGCUGGACCGAAUCUUGCCCAAGUUCAAAGCUAGCGGUCACCGUGUUCUCAUGUUCUUCCAGAUGACCCAGAUCAUGAACAUCAUGGAAGAUUUCCUGCGGUUACGAGGAAUGCAAUAUAUGCGUCUUGACGGAUCAACAAAGGCCGACGACCGGUCCGAUCUUCUCAAGGACUUCAACGCGCCAAAUUCACCGUACUUCUGUUUCCUCCUCUCUACCCGUGCAGGAGGUCUUGGUCUUAAUUUACAGACCGCCGAUACUGUCAUUAUCUUCGACUCCGACUGGAAUCCUCAUCAGGAUUUGCAGGCCCAGGAUCGUGCGCAUCGUAUCGGUCAGAAGAACGAGGUUCGCAUUCUUCGCCUUAUCACAACCAACUCGGUCGAGGAAAAGAUUCUUGAGCGAGCAAACUACAAGUUGGACAUGGAUGGCAAAGUCAUUCAAGCUGGUAAAUUCGAUAACAGGUCUACAGAAACUGAACGUGACGCGAUGUUGCGUAUCAUGUUGGAUUCUGCAGAGGCAGUGGAGAACAUGGAGCAGGAUGAGAUGGAUGACGACGAUCUCAAUGUAAUCAUGCAGCGAAACGAGGGUGAACUGGAACUAUUUCAAAAGAUGGACAGAGACCGUGCAGCAAACGAUCUUUACGGCCCAGGAAAGAAGUUCCCACGCCUUCUGAGCGAGUCUGAGCUGCCCGACAUCUGGCUUCAGGACGACAACGCCGUUCCAGAGCCUGUUGAAGAGGUCCCAGUGGGACGAGGUGCUCGCGAGCGAACACGGGUCAAAUAUGACGAUGGUCUCACAGAGGAGCAGUGGCUUGAAGCGGUCGAUAACUCUGAAGAUGAUAUCGACGCAGCUGUUGCGCGCAAGGAAGCUAAGAUCGCCAAGCGCUCGAAGAACAAGCAGAUACGCAUAGGCGGGGACGUCGGCGACUCGCCAGCACCUUCACGCGAGGAAUCCGAGGAGCCACAGCCCAAGAAGCGCGGCAGGAAGCCCAAGGAGGUGAAGCGCAAGGCCGAUGAGGCCUCUUUGGACGGAGACCCUGGCCCUCGCAAGCGCGGCCGACCAGCUCCUAAGGUGGCAGAGACGCUCAACCUCGAGCAGCGGACCGCACUUCAGAAGAUCGUCAACGAAGCCUACGAAGCCCUGAAUGAUCUAGAGGUCACGGACCCUAAUGAGCCAGAUCUUCCGCCUCGCGGCAUCAUCGACCCGUUCAUCGAGCUCCCCGACAAGUACGACUACCCCGAUUAUUAUCAGCUCAUCAAGAAUCCAAUCUGCAUGCAGAUGAUCAAGAAGAAGAUCAACAAGAAGGAGUACCAAUCCCUCAAGCACUUCCGUGCAGACAUUGCUCUCCUCUGCAAUAACUGCCGAACGUACAAUGAGGAUCAGAGUCUGCUUUACAAAGACGCAAACUUGAUCGAGGCGACGCUGGAUGCAAAGUUGGCCGAGGCUACCAUAGACUAUCCCGAGUGGCAAAGCUUUAACGAUAGGGACGACAGCUCGGUGAAUGGAGGACCGAGCACAGGUCUUCCCAGCGCUGUCGGCACACCUCGCGCGAUAUGA